AUGCUCAACACUAACACCAGUACAGCAGUGCAUCAAACAGAUAUGGAAAUUGAUAAGCAAAGCAUGAAUCCAAGCCAAUAUGAACUAACUAACUCCUCCUUCCUCACAAAUCCAACCUCAUGGGCAGACGAAAAGUAUUUUCCCUCUGAUCAAGCGAAGUGA
Acaulospora morrowiae is the source of this 162-nucleotide messenger RNA. The record is from the annotation of a GenBank genome assembly. Lineage: Eukaryota; Fungi; Glomeromycota; Glomeromycetes; Diversisporales; Acaulosporaceae.